GCAUGAUACUGUCAGCUGUAUCUGCAGCAAUCGUUAAGAAUGCCACAGCAUACUCGCUUUCUACAGUUCAAGCUCCUAACGCAGAGUAUGUUAGGCUACUUGAUCAUUCCAUCUUAUUCUACGAAGCACAACGGUCGGGUAAACUCCCAUUAGAUAACCGCGUGCCAUGGCGACAUGAUUCAGCCCUAAAGGAUGGUCAGAGUUGUAACAUUGACUUAACAGGCGGAUACUAUGACGCCGGUGAUUAUCUAAAGGUAAAUCAUACCAUCACAUCCAAUACAGAAAGCCUGUACAUGAUAUUCAGUGGCUGAGACAUCU
Molecule: messenger RNA, 318 nt
Organism: Mycotypha africana
Lineage: Eukaryota; Fungi; Mucoromycota; Mucoromycetes; Mucorales; Mycotyphaceae
Product: Six-hairpin glycosidase-like protein
Exons: 3
Biological process (GO): carbohydrate metabolic process
Molecular function (GO): hydrolase activity, hydrolyzing O-glycosyl compounds
Source: RefSeq, a predicted model, not a curated record